GUUUUUAAAAAAAAUCGACGAAGUUUGAACGGAACGCACAGCAAGACGCUUUGCAGAAAAAAUUUUUAAGAGGUCUCGACAAGUUAAUUGCUUUGUGAAGUAGUUGAAAAUUUUGCGAACUGUGCGCGUAAGGACAAAACCAAACCCAGAGGCGUGCUAUUUUCGGCAAUAAGUUGGAGCUAGAUUGGUUGCCUGGAGAAGGAAGUGAAACAAAGGACAAGCAAAAAAUCCGUGCUCUUGGCUGCUCCGCUCUGUUUCUCUCUUUCGCUGUUUGCCGCUUUGUAUGCGAGGGUGAGUUUGUUGUGUGAGUGCGAGAAUCUGCAAGAAAGCAACGCCAAAAAGCGAAGAGUCAAGAAAUAAAACGCUGGGGCGUGUGAAUCUGAAUCACUAGCAUAGCUGAAUCACCUCUACAGCAAUACCUGCUGCUGUUGACCGAGUAAAUAUUUGCUGACAUAUUUAAAAGGAUGGAGCAACACGAGGACAACGCUCAGUUCGACUACUACUUGCAAAACCGCCUGACCGAGAGUCUGCAAAUUACUGGGGGCGCCGGUGAGCAUCACCUGCAUAUCGCAGACUCCGCCGGUGAGGAACUUUCUGCGACCUCCAAGUCGGAGCAACGGGACGCUGAUGGGGACAAGGAUGAGGAUGAAGAGUGGAAGUACAUUCACGAGGUACAGCAGAGCGAGAAGCUUCAAGAGCAGCAUGAACCAACUCAGGAAGCUGGUAACGGUUUCAACCGGCCCUCUGAAGAUCAAAUCCUUGGACACGUUGCAGCCACUAGCCUUAGUCCGGUGUGUGAGAAGGAGAACGUGGAAGUGAUUAAGAACGAUUGCGAUUUGUCUACGAAUUCGUACACUACUAUUUCCACCGGAGAUGUGUUGGCCCAGGAUCAAUCGCAAGAGGCAGAGCAGAUGGUGCGGCAGAAUUUGCAAUCCCAAAAUCUUCACCAAGAGGAUGAGGACGAGCCCAGCUCUGUGGCCACUACUUAUGGUACCAGCAGUCUCAGCGAUAAUAAUCCUACCCCGUUAGAUCAGGACCAGGAGGAGGUCGUACUUUUUGGUCAGUCAGUUACCGAAAAGGUUGUCGAUGUCUUUGAGAACAAGGAAAACCAUGACCCCAUUAAAGAACUGGAAGAAAACCAUUCCCAGCUUAAUCCAAAUGCAGUGGCCUUUGUUCCCAGCUUCGGCUCGCAGCCUUCGUCACCUCUCCCUGAUGAGGAGCCCCUGCUUGGUAUGCAUCCCCGUCAGCUGCUGGCUUGUGGCCCCAUGGAUGAUUUGGUAGCAGAAAGUCCGCGCAAGGGUUCGGCGAAAGACAAUAUGGAUUCAAUUGCUGUGCCCGAUGAGCGGGACUUUGACAUUGAGGCCGACAAGCGACCCCAUGAACUAGAGCAAGACUCGGACCUUUUUGGCGCAGGUACUUUAGAGAUGCAGCUGCUAAACGGUUCGGGAUCUUGUGACCCAGCUGCCGUGCACGAUACCCUAGAUCACGGUCCCGAAACCAGUGUCGAUAUGGACUUGUCACUAGAUCAGCUGACCGUUAGUGGCGACAUCAUGAGGCAAUCUAUUUAUGCCGAGCACAACGCCUCAAUUGAAGACAUCCUUAAUUCGGUGCAACCUCUCCCUACUCAAACGGGUGAUGAAAAAGAGCUACUCCAUGUAGAAGAGAAAGAGCAUGUCUCGCAGUCGCCCUCUACAGAGGAGCUUCAGUUUCAGCAGGAGUUCCAGCACGAGCGGCAAUUCUUUCACAACGCUGAUCAGAACCCCAUGCAAGCUUCCUUUUAUUUGGAGCAUACGUCGAAGGAAGCGCAAAAGGACGGUCAGCUAGAAUCGGAGCAGGAUCCUGUUGGGUGUUCCAAUAAUUUUAGUGAUCAGAGUUUGCUGUUGGACACCAGUGCACCACAAUUUAGUCCCAAAUCUGACUCUCCGGUCCCGAAGUUGGAGCAGGAAUCCCUACUCGCUGACCAAAGGGACAUCGCACCUUCUCCUUUUUCCUCUACUGAAGAGAAGCAUCUGGUUGAGAAUACCAAGGAACUGGAUCAGAAUCAGGAAGUGCAAGUCUUAGAGCCCUUUUCAGCCGGAGCUCCUCCACAGAUGGAAGAGUACGCUGCCAUUAAUGCAGUUCCCGACUCUGUCGCUUGCAUCAAUGUCGAAGUAUCGACAGCGCCCAAUGGAGUUAAUCCUUUUGCUCAGCCUUUCACACCUGGACACUUGGCGGAGGAGCACUUAAAGGAAGAGUUGGAUCACCGUCAUCCAGAUCAACUAGUCGCAAACCUUAAUGAACCCGAACUGCUGGAGAAUCUAGUAGAGGAGAACUGUAUGGGCAAGUCUGACUUUGCUUCAAAAAGCUUUGAAGAUAAGUGUAUCGAUAAUAUGGAACAAGAGCUGCUUGCUAAGGGAGACUUCCUUACGGAGGAGCAAAAGAAUAACUCUCAAGGAGAACAACUACUGCACGCUGUUGAAGACCGUGUUUUUCAGGAAGAUCAGCUUGCCACUGUUGAGGAGAACAUUGUUGAGGACAUUGUUCCAAUAAAAGAAGAGCAAAAUGCUUUAGAGAAGCUAGAGGUGUCUGCUGAUUUAGAGCAGCAGGAACUAUCUUCUGCCCUAGAGGAGAAAGUAUCGCCUGAUGUUCUUGAAAAUGUGUUGUUAUCUUCAGCUUCAGAUAAACAGAAUCUUGGCGUGGUAGAAGAAACAGUGCUGUCAAGUACUGAGCCCUUGGUGGAAGGUAUUUCAACAACGAAAAAGGAAGAGGACGUUUCGUCAACUUUGGCUGAAGUAGCGGCUGUUGCUGCAGCUGGUGUUGCAGUUGCCGGUGCGAUCAAAUCUAAAUCCAUUGCGAAGUCAAAACUAGUAGGUGCUCCCUCUGCAGUCAAGAAGCCCACAACCAGCUCCACCACGACUUCAGUUGCCGCAGCAACAAAGGCAGCCGUUGCUCGUCCACGCACCGCUCCUGUUGCAACGAAGUCUUCAAGUACAACUCUCAAGUCUUCGUCUGCAGCUCCACCAACAGCAACCACUCGAAAACCAUUAAAUAGCAAUGCAGCAUCGACAUUGAAACCAGCACCCAAGUUAAGUUGCACAAGGCCUUCCACAGCUCCCGCGGGAAAGGUAGCACCGGUAGCCAAGACCUUAGCCAAUAAAUCCAAUGUAAAUGGAACUGCAUCGGGAUCUGGAUCUGGAAUCGGAACAGUUCGGAAUACCACAGCUCGCAAACCAGCCGCAAGUGGUAUAGGAUUGGGGACUGGAGCAGGUUCAACAGUUCGCAGACCAGCUACAAAUUCAUCUGGAACAGGAUCGACUCUUAAUAGCGCUGCUCCAACUAAACCUCGCCUAGGACCCGCUACGACAACCCUAACCAAGCCCAAACCAUUAUCGCCCCGCAGCACUACUUCCACUACUAGCUCUGUGCGUAAGGUGCCUAGCGCACCUUCUACUUCUCUGUCAAUUCGCAGCCCUUCCAAGCCAGCUACCAAUACAUUGGGAAAAAGCACCAUCUCGACCACCAACGUCACAACAACCACAAAAACUUUUACUGCUCGUCCUGCUCCAAAGUUUACCCACUCGUCCAAUGUAUCCAAUAGCAAUGGAAGUUCAACUCGACGAUUGCUUGUUCCUAGUAGCUCCAAUACGACAUCGGCGGCUCCACGAAAGUCUUCCCCUUCUAAGGCAUCACCGGUCAAAGCUGCCUCUAAACCGCUAACUCCAAAACCCAAAGAAAAUGGAACAUCCAAACCAUCGCCAGUUGGAUUUAAAUCUCGUAAGUCAACACCUUUACAGAGAGGCACUCCAGCUAAGGCACCAGGAAUGGGACAACCAAAUGAAACUUCUUUAACCGCCAAUGCUGGCAUAAAUGCAGAGGAUGGUGUCAACCAAAACGGAAGCGACUUGCACGACUUGGUGGGUGCGAACCCUGUUCCAGAACAACCGGUUAAUGAACAAAUUGUCGCUUCCCAAAAAGCAGAAGAGUCGCUACUGGACUUUUAAAUUGCAUCCCAGAUCCGAGAUCAAAGAGCUGAAACUACUUUACUAAUAUUAUAAAAACAUAUUAAGCAAAAGAAUUUAGUGUGAACGAAAAAUCCUUAAAUCGAGUUGCGAUCAAAUGAAGAAAAAAAAAAAAUACAGAAGACAUUCGAAAACGUUUUGCCUACGAAAUUAAAAAAUGGCUGCUUAUUAAACUUAAUUAUAUUUGAUUUCAUAUUUGGUUUUUUGCGAAGUAUUAACUAUAAAUACAUAAAUGUUUUGUUAACGUGGGCCAGAACAAAAAAAAAAUGUUCGUGCUAUUUUGUGAAGAAACCGAAAGAUGAGUAUAAUUGCGUGCUUCGUUUCAUUGAUGUUUAAUUUAUUAUUUGUUCCUUACACUCUGUUAUUUUAUCUAAUGUGCUAAAAGUAAACUGUAUUUUGCUUUUGUCAACUCUUCGGUUUUAACAAAUGUAACUAAGAAACGCAAAAAACCAAUGAAAAUAAUUUUAUAAAUUUUAAAAAUGUUAGGAAGCUCGAAAAAGAAAAUAAAUGAGAAUCAAAGUUUAAUUGUUGCUUUUAGUUAGCGUACUAUCACGUUAAUAACGAAACUUUACGAACGAAUCAAAACUAAUCCAACAGAAAGCAAUGGUUUUUGCGCAGCUGAAAUUUUAGAUUGCUAAUCAGUUAAAGAGAGUUCGAAUCUAUUAUUGAUCAAGACCUACUGUAACUUUCCCUUCCCAGAAAUGAAAAAAAACGUUUUACACGUUUUUUCAUGAUUUUUUAUUGAAAGCUGAAAACGGACCUUAUCAAACCAAUAACAAGAACGUAGUAGUGAUUAAGCAGCACUUAAAUCAUUUUUAUUUUUAGUUUUAUCGAAGCAAACUUUCAUCCAGUGUUUACCUCUAACAUAAAGAAACACUUUAACUUUUGUAUCAAUCCCAUUAAGAAAUUCGUUAUGCUCCUAGGUUUUGUGACCAAGGUCAAAGUGUAUUAUUAUUUUAUAAUUUGUUGAUCAAACCCCUUGAAAAACGAAACAAGUAUAACAUUGAAUGUAACUACUGCACCUUUAUAUACUCUUUCUAUUCAUCAUAUGUAUGUUUAAAACGAUAUUUUUAAUUAAAAGAAACGAACAAAAAUUCUUUAGAAAGAUACAAAAACGUAUUAUUUGUUUUAUUUUUGGUUCUUUUUGUUUUUAGUGUUUAUAUUGAUUUGAAUGGUUUUUAUAUACGAAAGGAAUGAUUCCAAAGCUUCAACGACUCGAAUUUAUGGUACGAUAGACCAAUUUUGCCUCCUUUUGUGAAAGUAAAUCCAAGAAAGACAUUUUAUGGAGACUAAGUUGGUAGAAGUAAAAGUUUGCCUACACUUAAAUAAAAUAUACAUACAUUAGAUAGACCCGAACGAAAAAAGGGUAUUAUUGAUCUAGGUGUCUAGUUUACAGCAACAGUGCCCUUUUCUUUAAUUUGCCUUAUUAUUAGCGAUUUUUGAACAACGCUAUAUUAUAAUAAUUAUAUUCAACCUACUUAAAAAUGUAGUGAAAAGCAACAUAAGACAGAUAGACAUAGUCAUAGCCAAAAACCAAUUUCAGCAGCAGCCUCCUAAAAAUCAUAUUAAGGCAAAAAUUAAGCAAAAAAAUCAAAGCCGCAAUUAGUUCGGUUAUAAAUCCACACGAUCCCAAUUCACUUUAACUUUAUAAACAGACUGAUAGAGAGAAUUAAAAAUUAACACUGCCCUCGGGCCUGUGAAAAAAUCAAGGACCGUGCCUAAAAAACUGGCUAAAACGAAUUUUUUGUCGCACUUAUAAAAUCUUUUUAUAUACGUUUACAAAUUAAUGAAUACAUGCAUGAAACAAGUGAAGAAAAAACAAAUACUAAAAAAGAAACCAAACAGUAAACUAAAUGACACAAGGAAAAAAUAUUUAGAUAUAUCUUUAACCUCAUAUAUCAAACAACAAGAUCAUAUUUGCGUAGUAACAACAAACAUAAUAAAAAUAAAUUAUAUGAUACUGCAAAAUUGGAUAACGAAUAAAUGUUGAAUAUACACCAAAA
This is a messenger RNA of Drosophila ficusphila, 6001 nucleotides long. RefSeq names its product 205 kDa microtubule-associated protein (gene Map205). NCBI's taxonomy places the organism in Eukaryota, Metazoa, Arthropoda, Insecta, Diptera, Drosophilidae. The record is from RefSeq and is a predicted model, not a curated record. The coding region runs from base 465 to 3980 and encodes 1171 amino acids. The transcript has 2 exons.